Molecule: messenger RNA, 2932 nt
Organism: Oncorhynchus masou masou (cherry salmon)
Lineage: Eukaryota; Metazoa; Chordata; Actinopteri; Salmoniformes; Salmonidae
Product: F-BAR and double SH3 domains protein 1-like
Exons: 19
Coding region: 85-2361 (758 amino acids)
Biological process (GO): regulation of actin filament polymerization; neuromuscular synaptic transmission
Cellular component (GO): neuromuscular junction; recycling endosome
Molecular function (GO): protein binding
Source: RefSeq, a predicted model, not a curated record
CCUAGAGAUGCUUUAGUGUGUCAAAAGCUUUCGGGAAGUAGGCUAUUGUGCUUCAAUAAAAAGGAGACGCUAAAUAAUCCGAAAAUGCAACCUCCUCCCAGAAAGGUGAAGGAGACCCAGCAGGUGAAGAUGGCCUUUGCGGAGCAAGUGGGACGGCUGCAGAGCAAACAGCAGCAGGAGGUAGAACUGCUGGAGGACAUCAGGUCCUUCAGUAAACAGCGUGCUGCCAUAGAACAAGAGUAUAGUCAGGCCCUCCAGAGACUGGCCAUACAGUUCCAGAGGAAAGACUGGCAAAGAGGCAAGGGAGACUCUUUGAACUCUGGGAGUGUGUUUGCUGUGUGGAGGUCUCUGAUUGAGGCCACGGCACAGAGUGGAGUGUGUCGUCUCACGGCGGCCGACGGAUAUCGCUCACUCACUGCCGACGCUCUGAAGAGCCUGAGGGCAGCCAAGGAGCUGAAGGCCAAGAGGGGUCUAGAGCAGCUGCAGAGAGUACAGGGUGAGGUAGUGGAUGCACUACGAGAGCUCCACAAGGUCAAGAAGAGAUACUACCAGCUGAGUCACAUGGCUAACGUGGCCAGGGAGAAAGCUGCUGACGCACAGGCCAAAUUCAAGAAGAGUGACCAUGGAAUUUUCCAUUUUAGGACAGGCUUGCAGAAAAUGAGUUCAAAGUUGAAUACCAGGCUGAGGGAGUGUGACCAGAGACUGACAGAGGUGCGUAAUGAGUACCUUCUAACACUGUCUGCCGUCAACUCUCAUCACCAGUACUACUACACUGCAGAGCUGCCUGCCAUCAUGAGGAGACUGGACAGUGACCUGUAUGAGCAAAUCCGAGAACACUUCACUCUCUUGUGCUGCACAGAGAUCGACACCUGCCGGUCAACGCAUAGUAAUUUUAGCAAGAUCUGCGAGAACUACACCAAGGUGUCUAGAGAACGGAACAUCCAGAUCUUCCUCCAGGAGUUCCCGGUCUUCACCAGAACAGCCGGCUUUCACUUCCAGGUUGCCCCUAAAGACAAGGUGUGCAUUCUGAAGCAACAUAGCUCCAGUGCUGAGGGGGAGAGCUGUUUGGACAAGGAGGCCCGCAAGUGGUCUGCUAAGGCUGCCAAAGACUACAAGAUCAUCUCACACGGAGAUAGGGCACUGCAGAUGCUGGACAGGCGUUUCAAACUGCUGUCAGGAGACACAGGAGUCAGUGUGGAACAGAAGAUGGUGGGGGUGAAGGAGAGUGUGAGGAAAGCACAGGUGAGCCGGGUGAAGGCGGAGUCCAGGCUGGCGCUGCUGGCGUCGGCGGGGGUGGACGUGGAGCCAUGGGUGAGCAGUGCUAUGACCCAGGCAGACGAGGAGCUGGAGAGGGACAGGAGGCUGAGCGAGGCACGCAUGUCCAAUGGAGAUAUCUCCGAGGACGAGUUUGAGUUCACAGACUUCGACGACUACGAUGAAGAUGGUGACACUUUCAUCGAUUCAACUUCCUGCUCGGUGCCGUGUGGAUACCCCUUGGCUUGCAUGGUUCUAUACAGCUAUCAGGCCUGCCAAGGAGACGAGCUGUCAAUCACAGAGGGAGAAGAGCUUCAGGUGAUAGAGGAUGGAGACAUGGAGGACUGGCUGAAGGCCCGUAAUGCAGCAGGCCAGGUUGGCUACGUCCCUGAGAGGUACCUGCAGUUCCUGUGGUCACCAGGAGAGGGCUCCUCUGUCUGCCUGGCGCAGGGCUUCCCUUGUCCCCAGCUGGACUGGUCCUUCAACAGUUCCAGCUCCUCAUCAGAACAUUCCAAGAGGCAGCAGGGCCGCUCCCCUCACUCUGGGGGUCUGGCACGGGCUCUGUUUGAGUACCAGGGCCAGGGUCCAGAGGAGCUGUCCUUCCCAGAAGGGGCGGUCAUUAGGCUGCUGCGCUGCCGCCAGGGGGAGGUGGACGACGGCUUCUGGGAGGGAGAGCUGGACGGACGCUUGGGGGUCUUUCCUUCUCUGGUUGUGGAGCUGCUGGGGGAUGGGGAGAAAGAGGAGGAAGAGGAGAGCCUUCCCACCCCCACUCUUCCUCCAUUCUCUCCACCCAUCCCUAUUUCUGGAACCUCCUGCAGUCUCCUCUGCUUCUCAUCUGGCCCUGGGUCCUGGUCUGUAAAUAGUACGCCCCCUAAGGACCCGGAGGACAGGUUGCAGGCUUCUUUCUCACUGAAAUCACAGAGCCUGUCAGACAGCAGGGCAGACAAGGGCUCCCCCUCUUCCCCCGACUCAGAGACACUCCCCCAUGCCCUGAGGAAGCAUGUGUGGGGGGGUGUUCAGAAGAGACAGAGUGGACACCACAGGAGAGUCUUGUGCCUUCACCGAAAGGAUGAAACACACCCUCACCGGGACUUGUACAGUAUGUAGCUACCAGGUUGGGGCUCCCGAGGGGCGCAGUGGUCUAAGACACUGCAUCACAGUACAAGAGAUGUCACUGCAGUACCUGGUUUGAAUACAGACUACAUCACAUCCAGCUGUGAUUGGGAGUCCCAUAGGGCGGUGCACAAUUGAACCAGUGUCGUCAGGGUUUGGCCGGAGUAGGCCGUCAUUGUAAAUAAUAAGUUGUUCUUAACUGCCGAGUUAAAUAAAAAAGCAUUUUCAAAGUGCUAUGCUGUCACGCCCUGGUCGAAGUAUAUUGUGUUUGUCUGCAAUUAUUUGGUUAGGCCAGGGUGUGACAUGGGUUUUUUGUGGUGUGUUUUGUCUUGGGGGUGUCUAGCAUAGUCUAUGGCUGCCUGAGGCGGUUCUCAAUCAGAGUCAGGUGAUUAUCGUUGUCUCUGAUUGGGAACCAUAUUUAGGCAGCCAUAUUCUUUGAGUAUUUGGUAGGUGAUUGUUCCUGUCUCUGUCACCAGAUAGGCUGUAUAGUUUUUCACGUUCCGUUUGUUGUUUUUGUAUUGUUAAUUUUCUUCGUCAUUAAACAUGUCUCAAAAAUACCACGCUG